Messenger RNA from Macadamia integrifolia, 1777 nucleotides. Its product is annotated as purple acid phosphatase 18-like. The coding region runs from base 142 to 1428 and encodes 428 amino acids. The transcript is spliced from 5 exons. NCBI's taxonomy places the organism in Eukaryota, Viridiplantae, Streptophyta, Magnoliopsida, Proteales, Proteaceae. Gene Ontology annotation, molecular function: metal ion binding; acid phosphatase activity. The record is from RefSeq and is a predicted model, not a curated record.
CUCGUGAGCGAGUCAGUGGUGGUUGUCGUUUCAGCUUCAUCUCGCUGUCUCGCACAGUGAGUGGCAGAAGCAAGUAGUGAUAACAGAUCAGGAAGGUCUUGAACCUUUGGGGUGAAAGCAUUUGCUAUUAGCAAGAGGGAGAUGGCUCGGAAGUUGGUAGUGGCGAUCGUUUUGGUAAUCGUUGCGGCUGCGACGGCGACGGCAGACUAUGUUCGGCCGAAGCCUCGGAAAAUCUUGGAUUUUCCAUGGAAGCGUAGGAGUUCAUCUGAACCUCAACAGGUUCAUAUCUCUUUGGCAGGAGAUAAGCACAUGCGCAUCACAUGGAUCACUGAUGAUGCCAACUCUCCUUCUGUUGUUGAAUAUGGAACAUCACCUGGAAAAUACACAUCCUUAAAUCGGGGAGAAUCCACAUCAUACAUCUAUUUGCUCUAUAUCUCAGGACAGAUACACCACACUGUCAUUGGACCUCUGGAAGAUGAUACAGUUUACUUUUACCGGUGUGGAGGAGAAGGUCCAGAGUUCAAGCUCAAGACCCCUCCCUCUAAGUUCCCAAUUACUUUUGCCAUCGCUGGAGAUCUGGGUCAAACAGGCUGGACUGCCUCAACUCUUGACCAUAUUGGCCAGUGUAGCCAUGACAUGUUUCUGCUUCCAGGGGAUAUCUCUUAUGCCAAUUACCAGCAGCACUUAUGGGACACAUUUGGUGAGUUGGUGCAACCCCUUGCAAGUGCAAGGCCAUGGAUGGUAGUUGAAGGGAACCAUGAAAAGGAGAUUAUACCAUUUUUUAAGGAAGGUUUUCAAGCGUAUAAUUCCAGGUGGAAGAUGCCAUAUGUGGAGAGCGGAUCAAAUUCAAAUCUUUAUUAUUCCUUUGAAGUUGCAGGAGUUCAUGUUAUCAUGCUUGGCUCUUAUGCAGAGUAUGAUGAGGACUCGGAUCAAUAUAGUUGGCUGAAGGCUGAUCUCUUAAAAGUGGAUCGUAAUAAGACACCAUGGCUGAUAGUGCUAUUUCAUGCUCCAUGGUAUAACAGCAAUAAGGCCCAUCACGGUGAAGGAAAUCAUAUGAAGGCUGUGAUGGAACCGUUGCUUCAUGCUGCUCGAGUGGAUAUCGUGCUUACUGGCCAUGUGCAUGCUUAUGAACGCUCGAAACGUAUAAACAAUGGACGAUCAGAUCCUUGCGGAACUGUACACCUAACUAUCGGUGAUGGGGGGAACAGCGAAGGUCUAGCAGAGAAAUAUCUAAACCCACAGCCAGAGUGGUCAGCCUUCCGUGAAGCAAGCUUUGGUCAUGGUGAGCUUAAUAUUGUGAAUGAAACUCAUGCAUUCUGGAGCUGGCACAGGAAUGAUGAUGAUGAACCUGUAAAGUCAGAUCAAGUGUGGAUAACCUCAGUGGUCGGUUCAGGAUGUCUUGCCGAAGGGAAGCAUGAAUUCAGUUAGAUUCUCUCAUGGCUUCAUAGAAGAGGGAACAUCUGGAAAUUCCCUUUCAUCAGUAUGAAAUGACUACGGAAGGAACCCUUUGUAAAUAUAUUUGGUAGGAGAAUAUAUCAUAGUGGUGUAUAAUUAGUAGCUUAUACAUCAGCAUAAUAGCCUUUUGAGGGGUGAGGGGGAAGGGGCAGGGAAGAGAAGGAUGAGUUUAAUUGUUUCUUGAUGUUCCAUAGCUGCAAGACACAUCAUAGCGUCAAGCUCAGAACUUAGUGAAAUAAACGGCCUGCUACGUACAUUGCCAAGACAGUCGAUUCUGCAAUGCUUGGCUGGAUUUCUGUACAAUAAACCCAGAACCCCAUUG